Molecule: messenger RNA, 1003 nt
Organism: Nicotiana attenuata
Lineage: Eukaryota; Viridiplantae; Streptophyta; Magnoliopsida; Solanales; Solanaceae
Product: histidine decarboxylase-like
Exons: 7
Coding region: 59-1003 (314 amino acids)
Biological process (GO): carboxylic acid metabolic process
Molecular function (GO): carboxy-lyase activity; pyridoxal phosphate binding
Source: RefSeq, a predicted model, not a curated record
CAGUUGGUUUUCCAUUCUAAGCAAACAAAAAGAAAACUUUGUGCUCCAAGAGAAUAUAAUGGGUAGUCUCUCAUUUGAAAAGGACUUUGAGCUAUCGGCCAUGACACCCAAAGGUUUAGCAACGCCAUGUUUGUUUCCGAAUGGCGACAACAAGAGGCAGAAGGUGGAGCCACCUGCCCCAAGGAAGAAUCUGCAACUUGCUGUGACGGAGCCAGGCUUCGGAAAUGACGGCUCUAAUUUCUUGGACUCUAUCUUGGUCAAUUAUUUAGAUACACUUACUCAGCGAGUCAAUUUUCAUAUAGGUUAUCCGGUGAAUAUUUGUUACGAUCAUUAUGCCACUUUAGCACCACUUUUGCAAUUCCACCUUAAUAACUGUGGUGACCCUUUCAUUGAGAACACUGUGGAUUUCCAUUCAAAAGACUUUGAAAUGGCUGUUUUGGAUUGGUUUGCCAAUCUAUGGGAAAUUGAAAAGGAUCAAUAUUGGGGCUAUGUUACCAAUGGUGGCACUGAAGGCAAUCUCCAUGGCAUUUUAUUAGGGAGAGAGCUACUUCCUGAUGGAAUAUUAUACGCGUCAAAAGACUCUCACUACUCGGUAUUCAAAGCUGCAAGAAUGUAUAGAAUGGAUUCGGAAACGAUCAACACAUUAGUAAAUGGGGAGAUGGAUUAUUCAGACCUAAGAGAAAAGUUGCUUCAAAAUAAGGACAAACCAGCUAUUAUAAAUGUUACAAUUGGAACUACCUUCAAAGGAGCUGUUGAUGACCUUGAUAUUAUUUUUCUAACACUCAAAGAUUGUGGCUAUUCACAAGAUAUGUUUUACAUCCAUUGUGAUGCAGCACUAAGUGGGUUUAUUGUCCCCUUUAUAAACAAUAUGAUAAGCUUCAAGAAGCCAAUUGGAAGCGUCACGAUUUCUGGUCAUAAGUUUUUGGGAUGUCCAAUGCCUUGUGGUGUCCAAAUAACAAGAAAAUCCUANUAUCCGGGGCGGGCUCCCGACAUCAAAACUUGA